This is a messenger RNA of Closterium sp. Naga37s-1, 1089 nucleotides long. The record is from the annotation of a GenBank genome assembly. Lineage: Eukaryota; Viridiplantae; Streptophyta; Zygnematophyceae; Desmidiales; Closteriaceae.
AUGAAGUCGAAGGAGAGCCGGAAGCUUCGUCAAACGUUGCUGAGCGAGUUCGAGGGGUUGGAUCGCAGCACGCUUCACAUCAUCACCGCUCUGAAGACUACCGUGUACAUCUGCAAGUCGGAGGCGCCAAUCACCUCCUACGUGGGCACCAUCAAGUUCAUGGCCAAGCUCGGAGUCCCGAACCUUCCCUUGGAUUCCAAGGGAAACUACUUUUCGGAGGAGGCGUUGGCCGCGAAGGAUGCCGUUGAGAAGGUGCCGGAGUUCAACAUCAUAGACCAGGCGGUGCGCAACGUGGCGGAGCAGCUAUCUAGGUCGAGCAACUGGCACCGGGGAUUCGAGCACCUUCAGGAGUACAUCUGCGAAACCAAAUUGGAGCUGCAGGGGAUCCACGAUGUGCGGUGGCUCUCUAGAGGGGAGGCAGUCAAGCGGUUCGCCAAGGUUCUGCCGGCCACGAUCGUCCUGCUACACGAUUUCAAGCACGCGCUCUAUGAAGUCGUCACCUCUUUCAAAUUCCACUUCAUGCUUUUCUUCCUUGCUGACAUUCUUGCCGUGCUCAACGAGCUCAACGCCAAGUUCCAGAAGCAGCAGGUGACGUGUGGGGUGUUGAGGUUGUACAUAAUGGCGACGCUGCAGAGCACAAGUUCGAGCUUCACGAGCAGCGACUACAAGACGGGCAGCGACUACUACUCCUGCAAGGCGGUGUGCCAGGAGUUUGCAAGGGCCUGCGUUGCGCGACUCGAGUUCCGCCUGGAAGACCUCAAGGACCUGGCCGGCUCCAAGCUUUUCCGGCCUUCAUGCUAUCCCGACGACAACGCGCAGCGGAUGAAGAAGUGCCGCGAGUGGUUGGGCAUGCUGGACCACAUGUUUCACCACCGCCUCUUUGGUACGCCACCUGGUUGUGCAUGCAAUGUGCUGUCUGCUCUGUGUGUGUGUGUACCUUGGUGUGCUGCUAAACAUCUCCCAUACGCCCCGAUCGCCCCUCUCACUGCUCUCCCAUCCUGUCAGUGCGCUGUUUCCAAGGGAGGUGUUGGCACCGAUAAUCUGACUCAAGGAGAGGGGAGGGGAGUGGCUGACAUGUGCGCUGGUUGA